GCGGAGCGGCGGGAUGGGGAGCUAAUAGCGGCAACAGAGGGAGGAAACACUGAACAGAAAACUCAGGGAAAUCUGUACAAUGAAGAAGCGACUGUGAGGGGAUUUUUAAAACGCUCCGACAAUGAUCCGGAUACUGAGCGGUGCGUCUUCGAGGGCUGUUGGGGCAGCGCAGCCGAAACUGCUAAAGGGCAUUACAAGCAGACAACUGCACAGCACAUAUGACGUGGCCGUGGUGGGUGCUGGCAUCGUGGGCUUGGCCACAGUCAGAGAGCUCAUUCAGCGACACCCGACUCUCAGCUUCAUCCUGCUGGAGAAAGAAAAAGAGCUCGCUGUGCACCAGAGUGGGCACAACAGUGGAGUCAUUCACAGCGGGAUCUACUACACGCCGGGGUCGCUGAAGGCCCGUCUGUGUGUGCGAGGAGCCACUUUAGCCUACGAGUACUGCGAGAAGAAAGGAAUCCCUUACAAGAGAUGUGGAAAGCUUAUUGUGGCUGUCGAGCAGGAGGAGAUACCAAGACUAAAGGCUCUGUAUGAGCGCGGGAUGAAGAACAAUGUGCGUGACCUCAGUGUCGUUGAUGCCAAGGGAAUCCGAGAACGAGAGCCGUACUGCAGAGGUAUAAUGGCCUUGGAUUCACCCUACACCGGUAUCGUGGACUGGAGGAUGGUGGCUCUCAGAUAUGGCAAAGACUUUGAGGAGGCAGGCGGCACGGUGGUAACCGAAUACGAGGUGAAUGACAUUUCCAUGGUCAAGGAGGGCCCAGCUGGGAGCACUGAAGGAAUGAAAUAUCCAAUCGCAGUCCGAGACAAUAAGGGUAACGAGGUGCGGUGCCGUUAUGUCCUGACCUGUGGAGGCCUGUACUCAGACCGCCUGUCGCAGAUAUCUGGAUGCAGUCGGGAGCCGCGGAUCGUCCCCUUCAGAGGAGAUUAUUUGAUCCUGAAGCCAGAGAAACACUACUUGGUCAAAGGAAAUAUUUACCCCGUUCCUGACCCCCGUUUCCCCUUCCUUGGAGUUCACUUCACCCCACGUAUGGAUGGGAGCGUUUGGCUCGGUCCUAAUGCAGUUCUCGCCUUCAAAAGGGAGGGUUACAAAGUCUACGACUUCAAUCCCAGAGACUUUGCAGAUGCACUCUCAUUCAGGGGCCUUCAGAAGCUGGUGAUGAGGAACAUAACUUAUGGGGUUGGAGAAAUGUAUAGAGGCGUUUUCAUUGGUGCACAGGUUAAAAUCCUGCAGAAGUACAUACCUGAACUCUCACUGAGUGACGUGCUCAGGGGUCCUGCAGGAGUUCGAGCUCAAGCCCUCGACCGAGACGGAAACCUUGUGGACGACUUUGUUUUUGAUGGUGGGGUUGGAGAUGUGGGCAGUCGGGUGCUCCACGUGCGUAACGCUCCCUCGCCGGCAGCUACCUCCUCCCUGGCCAUUGCCGAGAUGAUCGCAGAUGAGGUGGAGAGCCGCUUCUCGCUGUAGAGAAGCACGGUACUCGCAGAAGAAAAACAGGAAUACCAAAAACUUCAAGCUGUCGCUACGUCAGCAUCAUCCAGACGCUUUUAUUACAGGUUAAGCCUUAAUUUGGGUGGGGGUGUCAUAACUUUUACUUUAUCUUUUUUUUUUUAACAUUGUUUAUACUUAAGUACUGCUAUUUCAGGUUCAAUAAUAUGUUUACUCCACCACAUUUCAAAGAACACAUUCAUUUUUCUGCACCAGUACUUCAUGGGUUUCUCUAGGUGAAAGUGUUGAAUAAAGGUUUUUUAACUCCAGUGAUUUUAUCAUCAGUGUGAAAGACUGAAAUAGGAAUAUAGAAAUUCACAAACACAUUGUAUUGAAUAUAAUGAGGGAUUUUUAAGUGUAUAAUUCUGGUAUGGAAUUUCUUCUUUUACUUUGUGUUUAUUUUUCUCAGCCACUGAUUUUAUGAGAGUGGAUUGUUUCUGUUGUCUGAACGCUGUAUAGCCUCCUGUAUACUAAUGAAGAGUUUCAGUCCAAAUUACUGUAAAUCUAUUUUGCAAAGAAUUAAUUUGGGGAGAUUGAGUAUCUUUUUUUUAAUGGUUUAUCUCAUUUUGGAAAGAAACUCUUAACGUAACGCACAGUUAUAGCUACAGAACGCACAAUUUACGAAGAAAGAUGGUUUGUGCUUUAUUUAACAGUUUUGUCUGCCAAAAUAAUUUUAACAUUAAAAAUAUUGUGAAAUUAUAUCAAGACUAAAUAUUCUAAUUUUAUGUCAUAUUUACAUUAGGGCAAACUGAAAACUUUUUUGUAUGUUUUUUUAAAUAUGUGUGUUUUUGGCAUUUCUGCUUCAUUAGUUAGUUGAGAGAGACAGGAAGGGCAGGGUAGAGAGGCUGCGUGGUACCAGGUGCUCUAAGAGAUGGCCUCCCAUGUUGCCUGACAAAUGAAUGUUAAUGUAUUUUUACCAUACAUACAUAUUUUUUUAAUAACAAAUUCACCAAGGUUUGCGGUUUGUGGCUGUAUGUUCUUUGGUAUAUUAAUCUAAGGUACAUUUUUAAAUAUUAUAAGCAAAGUAAAUCCACCUACUUCCAUGGUACAUGGAGAAAGGAAUAGGAAACAGAAAGAGGACAACUUUACUGUGUUAAGUUGUUCUUUACAGUACAGGUGAUGCUGGAGAUUUGACUUCUUUAAUUUUAGCAGCUGCUAAUUUAAGCACGUAUACAGUUUGUCCACAGGGAGGCAGAAUCACAGCAACAAACACACUGAAUGAGAUCCAGUGUAAGCACAAAAUACGUCAAAAUUAGAUGCUGCUGUUGAACCAAUUCUUAUUAGUGUUUGUACUGUUAAAGCUUGUGUAAUGUUAUAAAAAAAAUAAAGUGGCUUGCUUUGCUUAAAUGUGAUCUAUUUGUCUAAUAAAAUGCAUUUUGAUAACG
This is a messenger RNA of Toxotes jaculatrix (banded archerfish), 2871 nucleotides long. It is a transcript of the gene l2hgdh, whose product is annotated as L-2-hydroxyglutarate dehydrogenase. The transcript is spliced from 10 exons. Gene Ontology annotation, molecular function: (S)-2-hydroxy-acid oxidase activity; (S)-2-hydroxyglutarate dehydrogenase activity. The coding region runs from base 122 to 1465 and encodes 447 amino acids. NCBI's taxonomy places the organism in Eukaryota, Metazoa, Chordata, Actinopteri, Toxotidae. The record is from RefSeq and is a predicted model, not a curated record.